Anolis sagrei ordinatus is the source of this 3769-nucleotide messenger RNA. Its product is annotated as solute carrier family 25 member 36-A-like. The record is from RefSeq and is a predicted model, not a curated record. Gene Ontology annotation, biological process: pyrimidine nucleotide import into mitochondrion. Lineage: Eukaryota; Metazoa; Chordata; Lepidosauria; Squamata; Anolidae. Gene Ontology annotation, cellular component: mitochondrion. Gene Ontology annotation, molecular function: pyrimidine nucleotide transmembrane transporter activity.
UUCCCCGCGUGCCACCACUGCCUGCCCGGGCCCUGCGCGCGCGGGACAGAGACUCCAGAGUCUUGCAAAGGAUUGCAAAGGAUGCCUCCAAGACGAAGCCGAGCGCUUGACCUGGUGGCGGGCGGAUUGGGUGGCACAGCUGGAGCCAUCUUGACUUGCCCGCUGGAGGUAGUGAAGACCCGCCUGCAGUCCUCCUCUUGGGCCCUGAGGCCUAUCUGCUUCCCAGCAGUGGAGCUGCAAGGGCUGAAUGGGGCUCUGAUCCGCCCCGGAGGCCCCUCUGGAGGCAUCCUUCACCUGUUGAGAACCAUUCUAGAAAAGGAAGGCAUUCGCUCCCUGUUUCGAGGCCUGGGACCUAAUCUUGUCGGAGUUGCUCCUUCCAGAGCCAUAUAUUUUGCUGCAUAUUCGGAAGCGAAGGAGAAAUUGAACACUGUGCUUGUGCCAGAGUCCAAGAAAGUCCACAUGCUUUCAGCAGCUUGUGCAGGGGUUACGUCUGCCACUUUGACCAACCCCAUCUGGCUGGUAAAGACCAGGAUGCAACUGGAAGCCAGAGCCAGAGGUGAGAGUCGUGCCAAUGGCCUUCAGUGUGCGAUGCGAGUUUACUACACUGAAGGCUUGCGAGGCUUUUACCGUGGGAUUACUGCCUCAUAUGCUGGCGUCUCAGAAACUAUAAUCCAUUUUGUGAUCUAUGAAGCGCUGAAGCAACGGCUCAGAGAGGAUCAGGCUUUCCUGGCCCCAUCUCUCCCCCUUUCACACAACAGCCAGGACUUCUGUAGGCUGAUGGCUGCAGCCGCCAUCUCCAAAACAUGUGCCUCAUGCAUUGCCUACCCACAUGAGGUCAUCCGAACAAGGCUGAGAGAGGAGGGCUCACGCUAUCGCUCCUUUGUGCAAACCCUGCAACUUGUCGUCAGAGAAGAAGGUUUCCCAGCUCUUUACCGUGGGCUCCUGCCCCAUCUGAUGCGCCAGAUCCCCAAUGCUGCUAUCGUCAUGGUCACCUAUGAACUGAUCAUUUACUUGGCAAGAGGAACGUGACUCUCUCUCCCCUUUCUAACAAUUGGCUGAGGUGAUUCACAGUAUUUAUUAAGCAUGUGCAUUGGGGCCAAAAGGCACGCUGUUUUGGGGUCUGUUUUUGUCUGACCCUGACUCGAAAGGGGAGGCAUGUUUCCGUUUUCAUUCGGUACAGAUUGGCUACGAUGGGAAACUUUAAGAGCUCAAUCCUCAGCCAUUUUAAGGUCUAUGUACAUGAAAUCUACCUCAGUUGGAGACCCAAUUUACAACUGCAGGCCUGCCAAGUUUCAAAACAAUUCACCGAUCUAGUGAUUUUUCAAGAAUUGUUUUCUAAAAUAAGACAUACUGCAAGAAUUGUAGUUGUCGCUUGUGUCCAUUCUCAGCCAAUCAGAGCAUGGACACCACCAGGCUUUUUCUUGGCUGAGAGACACACACAGAGAGAAAAACUUCAACUCCCAUCAUACUCCCUAAGGCCACCCUAUGCAAGUGCCACUGGGAAAGUGAGUUCCCAGUACCUUCUCUGGAGGAGGAGGUAACUUUCCAAUAAAUUAUUAUUUUAUUAUUUACAGUAUUUAUAUUCUUCCCUUCUCACCCCGAAGGGGACUCAGGGCAGAUCACAAUGUACAUAUACACAGCAAACAUUAAAUGCCGUUUUUGACAUACAAGACAUACAGGCAGAUAGAGGCCUUUCAGCAGCUCUUCCAUUUUGGAUCCUGGAGGUUGCUCAAUUCGGCCAUGGGGGACCUGUCACUUCAUCCACUAUGACGCCGAGCCUUUUUGAUCGUAGUAUUUCCUCCUUGCUCUCUAGCAUUUUUAUGGUGUCAUAAAUUAGCCUCCCUGCUUUCAGCGGUCCCUAAUUCCUCUAUUCACAGCUCACAGCUGUUUUCGGACUGCUUAGGUCAACAGUGAGCUGGGCAUUUUUUAACAGCUAUUUUUUUAACAGCUAUUAACAGUCGGGCACUCAACCUGGACUCGGGCUUCAAACUUGCCACCUUUCAGUCGGCAGUGAUUUAUUGCAGCUGAUUAACCAGUUGUGCUACCAGCCCGGCCCUUCCGGAGGCAACUUCUUCUUCUGGGGAGAGAAAAAGAUGCCACAUAUUCCCCUGCCUCAAGUAUUUUGUGAUCUCUUUCCGAAAAUAUAGUCUCUCUGAAUCUGUUACACUAGCCUUUUCGUCUCUCUCUUUCCCUUUCUGUUUUUGGAAAUUUAACGAAAACGGCCUUCCGGAAAUUACAAAUCUUUUAGUUAACAGUUAUUUGGACCCAAAUCUAGUAUUUAUACUGUACCUUAAUGCAAUGCAUUGCUUCCCUGUUAUUUAUAUUGUGCCUUAAUGUAAUGCAUUGUUUCCCUGUUGUAUAGCUGAGCAAUACUCUGCUAGAAAACCCUGAAGUCUGGCAGCCUCUCAGUAACGCUUUCCUUGCCAGACUUAAUAAUUCCUGAAGAUCUUUUUCCUGGUUCUCUGUCAGUCCCAGAAAGCAUCCACAGAUGAAGACAUACACAUGGAUGAGAGAUACAGGUGGAAAGAUGCAUAGCUCAUCAAGGAGAAGCAACACUACAGAAAUGUAUCUGCCAAAAGUCCUGUUUACAGGCAGAGAGACUUUUCAGUGUCUCUGGCAUGCUAGGCAUACUGGUUGUGUCAUUUCAGGCAGAGAAAAAUGUUCUGCUCUACUUCUCCUGUGGUUUGAGCUAGGCUGGCAAAUUGGCUGAGAAGAUGCUGUUAUAAGGAAAACAGUGGGAGAUUCUGUGGGGUGUGAAGUAGUGAAUAUUUUUGUUUGUCCUCCACUGGCAAUACUUGCAACCAGAGUCCGACCCAAUGAGUUUCCCCUGCUCCUCCCCAAACAACUUCAAGGCACACAACAACAAGAAGAUAUGCAGGAUGUCUACACCUUUACAAUGUAUACAGAUCCCCUGUUAUUUGCUUUUUUUUAAUGUCAGGAGCGACCUGAGAAACUGCAAGUCACUUCUGGUGUGAGAGAAUUGGCCGUCUGCAAAGACAUUGCCUAGGGGACGCCUGGAUGUUUUGAUGUCUUACCAUCCCUGUGGGAGGAUUCUCUCAUGUCCCCGCAUGGGGAGCUGGAGCUGACAGAGGGAGCUCAACCUGCUAUUCCUGGAUUCGAACUGCUGACCUAUCAGUCAGCAGUCCUGCUGGCACAAGGGUUUAACCCAUUGCACCACCAGAGAACUAGAGUGUCAUGGGAACAUGAGAUUAGUAUGUCCUGGGAUGUAGGAGCAUUGAGUUCAUUUCAUCACUAAGCCAUGGAUGAUAAGCCAGUCAUCGACCAACCUCAUACAGUUAUUAUGAGAAUACGUGUGGAGAGAAGGAGGGUGGUAUAAAGUGAGGAAAGAUGGGGUAUCAGUUUAGCUAAUACACAAAAAUAAGGGCGGGUGGUGAAGCUGAGUACUGGAAAUUGUGGUCGCAGUUGGAGAGGGAGAGAAACUUGUGAGUAAAAGUUGCAGUUACCUUUUGUAGGCUUCUAUAUAGAUUUCACAUGCACAUUUUGCCUUCUUAAGAGGAAAACAGGAUCCAAAGAGAGUUUGGAAGGGGUGAGAGUAUAAUAUACAGGCAGCUAAUACGGGAAUAUCUUCCAAGAGGAAGGAAGACUGCAGUGAUGUGAAAAGCAACCGCUGUGCCUUCCAGUGCAAAGUUUUGUAGAUGGACCUCUCGCUCUGACGUGCCGAAGAAAGGAUGCAACAAAUAUAAUGUAACUCUUUGUUUCCAAGUUCAUAAAAUGUUCAUAUUUUAUUAAUAAAACUGCAAAGCUGCAA